AUGUUCGAGAAAAUGAUAUCUAAACUACGGUCAAAUACCGAGAAACCAUCCAAGCGCGAAUAUAAACAGACCGCCGAUGAAAAACCAACCAAGAGCGAGGAAAAGGCCCAGAAGCGAUUUUCAAGGGAACACAGUAAACGGGUGCGCGCCCGCGAGAAGGCUUUAGUAAAGGCACAAGAAAAACGGGCAGGGGGAGGGAAAUUCAAGAUGAAAGGAAGCUUUUUGACGAUUGGCGGUGGAUGCUGA
Molecule: messenger RNA, 246 nt
Organism: Penicillium longicatenatum
Lineage: Eukaryota; Fungi; Ascomycota; Eurotiomycetes; Eurotiales; Aspergillaceae
Exons: 1
Coding region: 1-246 (81 amino acids)
Source: RefSeq, a predicted model, not a curated record